AUGGAGGACGCGCUGGAACUGGCGCGUGCUAAGGACACUAAGGAGAGAAUGGCGGGUGUGGAGAGGCUCCAUGAGUUUCUGGAAACCUCUAGGAAGAGUUUGUCGUCGGCGGAGGUCACUUCUCUUGUAGAUACUUGCUUGGAUCUCCUCAAAGAUGCCAAUUUUAGGGUUUCCCAAGGUGCUCUUCAAUCCCUGGCUUCCGCCGCUGUUCUUUCCGGCGAGCAUUUGAAGCUCCAUUUCAAUGGUUUAGUUCCCGCCGUGGUUGAGAGGCUCGGGGAUGCUAAACAACCCGUCCGGGAUGCCGCCCGCAGGCUGUUGCUUACUCUGAUGGAGGUUUCUUCGCCGACAAUUAUUGUGGAAAGAGCAGGUUCAUAUGCUUGGGCACAUAAGAGCUGGAGGGUUCGAGAAGAAUUUGCACGUACAGUCACUUCAGCAAUUGGUCUUUUUGCAUCAACUGAGCUUCCUCUUCAGCGAGCUAUUCUUCCUCCUAUCUUGCAGAUGUUGAAUGAUCCAAACCCUGCUGUUAGGGAUGCAGCCAUUUCAUGUAUUGAGGAGAUGUAUAAUCAUGCUGGGGCUCAGUUUCGAGAUGAACUUCAAAGACAUAGUCUUUCUGCUACAAUGGUAAGAGAUAUCAAUGCGAGAUUAGAGAAAAUCAUACCAAAAGCACGCCCAUCUGAAGGGCCUGUGAAUAAUUUUUCGGCUAGUGAGAUGAAACCUCUUAAUGCAAAGAAAAGCAGUCCUAAGGCCAGAAGUUCAACACGUGAGGUAUCUCUCUUUGGAGGAGAUGGUGAUAUAACGGAGAAACCUGUGGAGCCAAUUAAGGUUUACUCAGAGAAGGAAUUGGUUAGAGAAUUUGAGAAGAUUGCUGGUACUCUUGUGCCAGAUAAAGACUGGUCCAUCCGUAUCGCUGCUAUGCAAAGAGUUGAAGCUCUUGUUAUUGGAGGUGCCACUGAUUAUCCUUCUUUUCGUGCACUUCUAAAGCAACUAGUGGGGCCCCUAAGCACUCAAUUAUCUGAUCGCAGAUCUAGCAUAGUGAAACAGGCGUGCCAUCUAUUAUGUUUCUUAUCGAAAGAGCUUUUGGGAGAUUUUGAGGCUUGUGCAGAGUUGUUCAUUCCGGUACUUUUCAAGCUUGUUGUGAUAACAGUACUUGUAAUAGCAGAAUCUGCCGAUAACUGCAUAAAAACAAUGUUGCGGAAUUGCAAAGUCUCCCGUGUGCUUCCUCGCAUAGCUGAUGCUGCAAAAAAUGACCGGAAUGCGGUUCUUCGUGCGAGGUGUUGUGAAUAUGCGCUUCUCAUACUAGAAUAUUGGGCUGAUGCUCCUGAAAUACAGCGUUCUGCUGAAGUGUACGAGGACCUUAUAAAAUGUUGUGUAGCAGACGCGAUGAGUGAGGUUAGGUCAACUGCAAGAACUUGUUACAGAAUGUUUGCAAAAACUUGGCCUGACCGUUCACGUCGCCUGUUUAUGACCUUUGAUCCUGUUAUACAAAGGAUAAUUAAUGAUGAGGAUGGUGGCAUCCAUAGGCGUCAUGCUUCUCCUUCUGUUCGUGACAGGAGCUCCUCCAUGCCCUUUCCUUCUCACACAUCUACCCCCUCCUUGCCUGGUUAUGGAACUUCUGCCAUAGUGGCAAUGGACCGAAGUGCCAGCUUGUCCUCGGGGGCUUCUCUGUCGUCUGGUCUGCUUCUAUCGCAAGCUAAAUCUGCACCAAAAGGAGCAGAACGUACCCUUGAAAGUGUUCUGAAUGCUAGCAAAGAAAAAGUUUCGGCCAUUGAAAGUAUGCUUAGAGGACUGAAUUUAUCUGAGAAGAGCAGAUCAUCUAGUUUGGACCUAGGAGUUGACCCACCAUCAUCUAGGGAUCCGCCAUUUCCUCCUGCUUCAAAUAGUCUUGCAUCCUCCUUAUCACUGGAUACCCCAUCCAGUAUUGCUAAAGUUAACAACCACAAUGGUGGCUUGGGUAUGUCAGACAUUAUUUCUCAGAUUCAAGCUUCCAGAGACUCAGGUAGAAUGUCAUAUCGAAGCAGUGCAGGAAAUGAGCCGUUGUCAGUGAUUUCAUCCUAUUCUGCCAAGAGAUCUGAUAAACUACAAGAGACAAGUUUAAUGGAUGACCAUGCAGAUUUUCGGGAACCUAGGCGAUAUAUGAGCUCCCAUGCAGAAAGACACUAUAAUGACACACCUUACCGUGAUGGUAGCUCUAGGGAUUCCCAUGGUAAUUACAUUCCCAAUUUUCAAAAACCCCUUUUGAGGAAGAAUGUAGCUGGACGGAUGUCUGCUGGCAGGAGAAGGAGUUUUGAUGAUAGCCAGCUUCCCCUUGGGGACAUGUCUACCUAUGUGGAAGGUCCUACAUCACUAAAUGAGGCACUAAGUGAAGGGCUUAGCUCAAGCUCUGAUUGGAAUGCACGGGUUGCUGCAUUCAAUUAUCUUCGAACUCUAUUACAGCAAGGUUCACGUGGUAUUCAAGAAAUUUUACAGAGUUUCGAGAAAGUUAUGAAAUUGUUUUUCCAGCAUCUGGAUGAUCCUCACCAUAAAGUUGCACAGGCUGCUCUUUCAACGCUCGCUGACCUUAUUCCUGCUUGCAGGAAGCCCUUCGAAAGUUACAUUGAGAGAAUACUACCUCAUGUUUUCUCUAGGUUAAUUGAUCCAAAGGAAUUGGUGAGACAACCUUGCUCAACUACAUUGGAUACUGUUAGCAAGACGUAUGGUAUAGACUCCCUUUUACCAGCUUUGCUCCGCUCGUUGGACGAACAACGUUCUCCAAAAGCUAAACUGGCGGUUAUUGAGUUUGCGAUUGGUUCGUUCAACAAGCAUGCUUCUAAUUAUGAAGGUUCUGGUAAUUUUGGCAUACUUAAGUUAUGGCUUUCAAAAUUGACACCAUUGGUGCAUGAUAAGAAUACCAAACUGAAGGAAGCAGCAAUUACAUGUAUCAUUUCUGUGUACACCCAUUUUGAUUCAGUAGCAGUCUUAAAUUAUAUUCUUAGUUUAUCAGUUGAAGAACAAAAUUCUUUGAGAAGAGCUCUUAAACAGUACACACCACGUAUAGAGGUAGACUUAAUGAAUUUUCUUCAGAGCAAGAAAGAGAGACGUGCUAAAUCUUCUUAUGAUCCUUCUGAUGUUGUUGGAACAUCAUCUGAAGAGGGAUAUAUUGGUGGAUCAAAGAAGGUUCCUUUAUUUGGAAGGUAUUCUUCAGGUUCAAUAGACAGCGAUGGAGGCAGGAAAUGGAGUUCUACUCAAGAGCCAGCAACGAACACAGGAUCCAUACAUCAAAUGUCAGAUGAUAUCCAUGUAAAUUCUUAUGGUUCAGAAACUGGUCCCAACACUGAUCUGACUACUAAUGCCAAGGAUCUGAAAUACAUGGAAAAUACAACUACUAAUAGUAUUGGUUCAUGGACAAGCCGGGAUCGGAUAGGAAGCAUGGAAAGCAGUAUCAAUGUGGAGGCUACUCUGACACCGCGCUUGGACCUCAAUGUUUUAAAUGGUGUCAACCAUCAGCACAACAAUGCCACGCUGACUACAGAUAAUGGAUUUUCACAUGAAUUUGUACAGCAUUCUCCCGAACUUGCAGUUCUGGCAUCGAACUCUGCUUCAGAAGCUGGACCAAGCAUUCCCCAAAUCCUUCAUCUUAUUGGCAAUGGGAAUGAUGGAAAUCCAACAAACAAACGCGAUGCUCUUCAGCAGUUAGUUGAAGUUUCUGUUGCGAACAAUGAAUCUAUCUGGAGCAAGUAUUUCAAUCAGAUUUUGACAGUUAUACUUGAAGUUUUGGACGAUUCUGAUUCCUCAAUCAGGGAACUUGCUCUUUCACUGAUCAUUGAAAUGCUGAAGAAUCAGAAACAUGCAAUGGAGGACUCCAUUGAGAUUGUUAUUGAGAAGCUGCUUCAUGUCACAAAGGAUUCUGUUCCAAAGGUUUCAAGUGAAGCAGAGUGUUGUUUAACCAUAGUCUUGGCAAAUUAUGACCCGUUCAGAUGUUUAAGUGUAAUUGUUCCGUUGCUGGUUACUGAAGAUGAGAAAACUCUUGUCACUUGCAUAAACUGUUUGACGAAGCUUGUUGGGAGGCUGUCACAAGAGGAAUUGAUGGCACAAUUACCUUCCUUUUUGCCUGCUCUUUUUGAAGCUUUUGGUAACCAGAGUGCUGAUGUUCGUAAGACUGUUGUCUUCUGUCUUGUGGACAUCUACAUAAUGCUUGGGAAAGCAUUUCUACCGUAUUUGGAAGGGCUGAACAGCACACAAUUGCGAUUAGUGACCAUUUAUGCGAACAGAAUAUCACAAGCGAGGACUGGUGCCCCAAUUGAUGCUGGGCAAUGA
Messenger RNA from Oldenlandia corymbosa var. corymbosa, 4293 nucleotides. The record is from the annotation of a GenBank genome assembly. NCBI's taxonomy places the organism in Eukaryota, Viridiplantae, Streptophyta, Magnoliopsida, Gentianales, Rubiaceae.